AUGUCGUCAGGAUCCAAUGGUGCACGGCGCGUGGCCUCGCUACUGCGGCCAUCAAUAAUCGACUCCGGCGUGUGCAGAAGCUGUCAAGAGACCCUUGGACGCCGCAGCUAUGCCUCCGCUGCACCAGCGACCGAAUCGACCGCCGCAUCGACAUCGGCCGAGCCCGCCGUGAAGUCAGCCUACACCAUCAACGCCGGUGUCGUCCUCUCCCGCCCUCCCCAGAUCACCCGUGAACUCGAGCCCUUCGAGAAAGCGUUCUUUUUCUACCAGAAGCGUCUGAACGAGCGUCUGGCCCUUCCCUUUACGAAAUAUUUCUACUUCAAGCGCGGAACACCAGCCGAUGAGGACUGGAAGAAGAAGAUCCAGGAGCGCCGGACUGCCGCGCGUGAUAUCGGAAAGUACAACGCGUACGACAGCGAUGCAUGGAACGAUGAGCUUCUGCUUGGCUCCCCGGAGUCUGAGCCUGAGCACCAGGUCGAGGCCCUCGUGCGGGACGCAGAGUCCACUGCCAAUGCGACUUCGCAGGAUACUAACAAGAAGAACGACCAGAAGAGUCUCGAUCGUUUGCUUUCCCGCACUCUCUAUCUCCUUGUGCAAUCCAAGGAGGGCCACUGGAAGUUCCCCAGCUCGCCAGUCGAGGCGGGUGAGACCCUUCGCACGGCUGCUGAACGUACCCUUGCCCAGUCCGCCGGAGUCAACAUGAACACCUGGAUGGUUGGCUUCCACCCCGUCGGAUGGCACUCAUUCAACGCUUCCAAGAAGGCCAAGACCGAGACCGAGGCUGCCGGCAGCAAGAUCUUCUUCUUGAAGUCUCGCAUGAUGGCCGGCCAGGCCGAUCUGUCCGUGAACACCCAGAACCUCAAGGACUUCAAGUGGCUGUCCAAGGAGGAACUCCCUCAAUACCUGAACACGCAAUACUACAGCAACAUCAAGAACAUGCUGGCCGAUCGGUAA
Penicillium paradoxum is the source of this 954-nucleotide messenger RNA. RefSeq names its product mitochondrial 54S ribosomal protein mL46. Gene Ontology annotation, cellular component: mitochondrial large ribosomal subunit. The transcript has 4 exons. Gene Ontology annotation, molecular function: structural constituent of ribosome. Bases 1 to 954 code for a protein of 317 amino acids. The record is from RefSeq and is a predicted model, not a curated record. NCBI's taxonomy places the organism in Eukaryota, Fungi, Ascomycota, Eurotiomycetes, Eurotiales, Aspergillaceae.